AUGUCCGACUGUAAAAGCAGCCUCCAGCACUCGUCUCCUGGCAAAGCGCACGGCUAUGAUCACAUGGUAUUGAACCAAAGUGAUUUUUUGUCUCAUGACCAAGUACAGAUGCUGGGUCCUGAGCUGAAUCUAACAGAGAUGUCUGAAGGCGAAUACACCCAUCUUCAACAUAUUAUUCAAACACAUAUGGAGACACAGGCAGAAGUGUCAGACAUGUCAGCAGACCAGAACACAAGCAUGGACAAAGAUACAGUAAUGUCACCACUCCCAACCAUUCAAGCAAUUGACUUGUCCAUUAUAUCUGAUGGACGUGAGGUUAUUUUACCUGGGGAAAAGACGCCCCCUUAUGGAGAAGUACCUGGUUUUGUGUUGGCCAAAAUCAGAGGAGAGGAUACAACAUCAGGCACUGGCUCUCUCCCAUCUCAUAGGAAAGGCCCCUCCACCACCAGAGUCUGUUUAGAGAAACGAUUCAACUCUAUCCCAGGAACUUUGAGACAUCAAGAUCUUCAGUCCUCUGUUCUUAGCAAUUUUCUGAUGGUAGUUCAGCAGCCUUCAGAGACACAGGAUGCAAGUACUCACUGCCAUCUUCAGAGGUGGAUUAGAUGUGACACAGGAAAUGAACUAUCCAGCCCAUUUAUAGAAAUGCACAAGUCUGUUACCAACAUGUCUGCACCACGAGUUAAAUCAAGGCCUACGAAAGACAUAUCUAAUUCACCCGGAGAGACUGGGAGCAGUGUCAGGAAAAGAGGGCAUCGAGUUCUUCCUCUGAGCCUGCGCAGAGAGCGGCACAACAGCAAGGAGAGAGAGCGCAGAAGGAGGAUUCGUUUGUGCUGUGAUGAGCUGAACGUGCUCGUGCCUUUUUGUCACGCAGACACUGACAAAGUAACAACUCUGCAGUGGACUGCAGCCUACCUCCGAUAUAUCAACCAGAUGUAUGGAGACACGCUAAAAAAGGAGUUUGAGAAGACUUACACAGAUAAAGAUGGACUGAAGCUUGACCCCUCCUCAGUGAACGACCUUAUUCUCCGGAAUACACAGAACAUUCCCAUGUCAGUUGAACCAUAG
Boleophthalmus pectinirostris (great blue-spotted mudskipper) is the source of this 1065-nucleotide messenger RNA. RefSeq lists its product as uncharacterized. The transcript has 5 exons. Gene Ontology annotation, molecular function: protein dimerization activity; DNA-binding transcription factor activity, RNA polymerase II-specific; RNA polymerase II cis-regulatory region sequence-specific DNA binding. The record is from RefSeq and is a predicted model, not a curated record. Gene Ontology annotation, biological process: spermatogenesis; regulation of DNA-templated transcription. Lineage: Eukaryota; Metazoa; Chordata; Actinopteri; Gobiiformes; Gobiidae. Bases 1 to 1065 code for a protein of 354 amino acids. Gene Ontology annotation, cellular component: nucleus.